Messenger RNA from Dentiscutata heterogama, 215 nucleotides. The record is from the annotation of a GenBank genome assembly. Lineage: Eukaryota; Fungi; Glomeromycota; Glomeromycetes; Diversisporales; Gigasporaceae.
GACCACAAGGAUGUCGAUCUAAGCAAUCUAAACAAAUGAAAAAUACUAAGUGGAUUAGACUUUAUGGGGAGAUUGAAAAUCGCACUGAUGAUUAUAAUCAAUCUUACCCAUAUAUAAAAAAGAGUGAAAAAACAUCUAAUUUAAUUAAUUAUUUACAAGACAAGCAUAGAAUUACUAAAGCAAAUUAUCUAGAACAUCUAGAUAUUGAUAGUGAA